AUGAGCUUGGUCCGGGCCACAGCUUCGAGUUCGUUGAAGGUCUCAUGCUAUCUCCUAGAGCCGAAGGAUUUAGGAAUCGAAACUUUUGCAGCUCCAGAUGACGAGUUUUUUGCUUACUACCAUCCUAAGCAACCCGAGACGCUCGAAACCGCACUUCGAGAGCUACAUAAUUAUGUAGUUGAAGAAGGGCCGUUCGAUGCCGUACUUGCAUUCUCUCAAGGGUGCGCACUGGCGGCAUCCUUCAUCGUAAGGAAUCAGGCAGCAAGACUAUUGCCUCACUUCAAGUUCGCCGUGUUCUUCUCCGGUGGGCCAGCCUGCUCUGUUGAGCAGCAAGGAGGAAGGCUAUUCGAGCAAGGGGACGCAACGAUCGACGGCUUCAUCACAACGCCAACUCUCCACGUAUGGGGUGCAAACGACCAUCACAACCCUAAAGACAAUCGACUUCUUGGCGAGCAAUGUAGCAAUGAUACCAAAUCAAUAUUCGUGCACCAGGGCGAGCAUGAAAUCCCAGGCUCUGGUAAAACUGACGCGGUAGUUGAGAUUACGCAUAGGAUCCGACGGCUCUUUUGCUGA
Molecule: messenger RNA, 573 nt
Organism: Venustampulla echinocandica
Lineage: Eukaryota; Fungi; Ascomycota; Leotiomycetes; Helotiales; Pleuroascaceae
Exons: 2
Coding region: 1-573 (190 amino acids)
Cellular component (GO): cytoplasm; nucleus
Source: RefSeq, a predicted model, not a curated record